CUUCUUUCAAAACAAAAAGCUUGCAGACUCUGGUUUCAUUGUGUAGAAUAAAAUAUUUCCUGGUUUAAAAACGUAAAACAAAUGGAGAAAUGUGCUUUUGGAUGUGGAUCCAUCGAUUAUUCACUUUAUUCAGUAACAUGUGGCCUCGUUAAUAAAGUUUUUGUUCCUUAACUGUAAAUUUGAGGAAUGGAAAUGAGCCAGAGUUCACUUCAGACUUUAAAGGCACCACAUUGGACUGUAAAACAGCCCGUUUCAGUUUAAGAGUUGCUCAAAACAAUGUUCUGUCUCACUCCCAUUUCUUCCUGUUGCAUGUUGAAGCUCCACUUGGAACCCUGUUAAGAUCCAACCAUGAAAAGUAGGAUUUUUGGCCCUUUUUCAGGUGGUCUUAAACUUUUGAUCGGGACUCUACCUUCCUUCGGUCUCUCUAACAGUCCCUGCAUUUAAAGUCCCGACUCUCACCUGCACGCUCGCUGCCUUCUAACGCACCAUCCCCCCUUCUCCUUCUGCCAGCAGCAGCACAGUUUCACCCUGAGCAGCACCGGAGCGGUUCAUUGAUGACCCCGACCCAUCCGGUGUGCACAUCUCAUCCUGUAUUUUGCUCACGCUGACGUGGCCUUGCUGCAUUGCUGACACGGUCUAAUGUUUCACUGCUGUUUCCCAGCAAGGCUUCAGUUUGUCUUCUGUUGGAUCAUUUUACCUGUAUGAUGAUGUUGAUACAGUUUCACCUGAGAGUUGUAAUCUCAGCUGAUGAAAUCUCUGCUGUUAGCUGUUUUUGUUUUCUCCAUGAUGCUAACCACUCUUGUAAGAAAAGGGGAGGGGCUUGGAGAAUUUCAGACACAUCUCUUCUUUACUCAGAACUUUCUGUCAAACUAACUUCAUUUAACAACUUGUAAAAAUCAUUUUGCAGUAUAAGUGUUGUGCUGUCUCUGGUCUCCAGAGCCGUCCUCACAGCAGACACCGUGAGGUCACUAAUGGCUGUGACGGUGCCGGAGACUUCAGGUGUCUGUAAGCUGCAGAAUGAGAGCCAACAACGUCCAAAUGUACCAACAGGAAAACGCAAGAACAAGCCUGCGGUUAGCAUGACAGGAAGUCGAGAUGAUGAAGAUAGUCCAGCCUUCAAACUAAGACGCGUGUUGUAUAAAAGUCUUUCUACAGAGUAAAGGACGGUUUGAGGUUCCUGCUGGCACCAUGCGCUGUCUGCACAAGCUGCUUCUUUGUCUUCCACCAUGUCUGCGAGACAUCAGUGAGACAUCAAAUAUACCUGAUUUAUCUUAAUGCUGUAAACGCCACACUGACUUUAACUUCUUCUUUUAUCAGAGUUUGCAACAGGAAUUUUUCAUGGAGAACCAGCUGCGCAGAGCUCGAUGGUGUCAGUGCAGGAUAACGAGGGUCGACAUGUCUGUGGAGGUUUUCUCCUCACUGAAGACUUUGUGCUCACUAGUGCAACUCAGGCCUCACACGUCGUUCUCGGCAACCACAAUCUGAAGAACGGUAAAAUCAUCAGGAAGUAAAAAUUGAAAACAAAAUCAUCCAUGAAAAUUACCAACACGUUGGACUUGGUAAUGACAUCAUGUUACUCAAGCUGUCUGAGAAAGUUCGAUUAGACCACAGAGUACAAACAAUUCAGCUUCCUGCUGAAAUACACCUACAAGAAAAUCACGUUGUCAUGUGGCUGGAUGGGGAGAAACUAAAACUGAUGGGGAGCCUGUUGAUGAGUGAGGGUGGUGGACGUGUCAUUGAUAGACACGUCUGUGAGGAACAGUGGCCUGGUCUUCCUGCCAAUGUUACCUGUGCAGGUGGAUAUAAGACAGCCAAAGGGUUCUGUCAGGGUGAUUGUGGUGGUCCUCUGGUGUGCGACGGUUUGGCUGUUGGUCUCGUUUCUUUCAACUAUUACCGUAACGAUAACUGCCCCGAUAAACCCAACGUCUAUACGGACAUUUCAAAGUACCGUAGAUGGAUCGACGAGGUUCUGUGCCAGAACCCUAACCCAGAACUUCUGGCAGGUCAAGUAGCACAAUCUUUCACGUUUUGUUGCAGGAAACUUUCCAUGAACGGAUGUAAGUUUUUAUAAAUGUCUUAUAAAGAAUUUUAGUUUCACUUAUUUACUCGGGUCAUUUUGCUUUCACGUUGGUUAUUUCAUUUUGUUUUUCUCUUUGUUUGAUUCUUUUUUUCUCGUGACUCUCAGAUCCUGUUCAUCAGCUGUGGAGGGUUGUUGGGUCUGCCACUUAAGGACACACGGAGAUAUCCACUGAACGGAUUUCCACAUCUGUUCAUGUUUCCUCAUCAUCACGAGUGCCUCUGAGGAUAACUGAAAAGCUCCUGCUUGAUUGUAUAUGAAGAAAUAAAAGCCAGUAUUAAAAAGAGUGUUUUGUUUAAUGCUAAAAAAUCUGGUGGUUUGGAAGUUUGUUUGAUUUCUGAUGCAGUGCACUCGCUUGGCCACACGGCGGCGCUGUUGAGUUGUCAAAUAGCUCAACAGAAACAUUUCAAUGAUGUGGAGUUUGUUUCUCGUUCGUGCCGUUUACAGAUGUCCACUGAACGCAUCACGUGCAGGCUGGGAUGAUGGUGGUUUCUAAGGAAACCAUCCCUGACUGUGUUUCAGGGGAAAAUAAAAAAAACAUCCACAUUAAACACCUGACGGAGGGUUCAGGUUAACAUGAGCUGUCUGACUCACCUGUGACAGGUAAACCUGAGUGUAAGAGACCCACAGGUGCAUUAAGUCUUCAGGAGGUUGAACAACAAGAAUUUAGUCUUCAUGAAUUCACAGGCCUCCUUUAAGUCAUGACACCAAAGCACAGCUUUAACUUCUGUGCAAUGAGACACCUGUGUCCUGGAAGUGAUGUCACAGUGGCUGUUUCUUCGCUUCCUGUUUGAGGUGAAGGCACCUUGACGACUUGUUAGGCUCAUGAAGAUUUGACCUCUCAGCCUAAAAGCUGGCGUCCCAGCCUGGAGGAGGUCCUGAGGGUCAUCAUGUGGGUCGAGGUGUGAUGGUUGGGAUGGACUCACCUGGGAUUGGGUCUCCUCCUUUACUCAGAUUCCUUCUGCUGAAGGAAUCAGCCAUGACCUGCGGAGCUGAGAACCUGCUGGUAGUUUGAAUUCACUUUAAAGCUUAUAAACCUUCAUCAUUUUAAAAAAAGUGCCGGCAUGUUAAAGCUGUACUCAGGGAAGGAAAUGUGACUGUGGUUGUUUAAUCCAAUCACAUCAGUCGGGGUUGGCUCGUCAUAGAUCAGGAGGAGAUGCCGCCCCACUCCCCGCACCUCUCUAAACACACCUGGGCAUCAGCCCCUCCAACACACAGAAAUGAUUUUCAACCAAAGAUGUGAUGAUGAUGUCAUCAGGUGUGUUUCAGAGACAGUGGAUCUGACGAACGGUGAUCCAGACAGGUGAGACGCAGACAGGUAACAGGUGAUGAUGACGCAGCAGAAACAUCAGGAACAUCUGUGUGGGGUUGGAUUAGAAACCGACAGAGAAACGUUUUUAAAUGUGCCUCACGAGUGAAACCCGUUUAAACACUCAACUUUCAUUCAUUCUUUACUUUGAAAGGCACUUCCUCUCACUUCCUGCACACGCUGUGUCGAAUGCUGCCAGCGUGACUGCGCAGCUCGUGCACAGAGAGAGGGGAGCGCCCUGUGUCGGUGCUGAAGGACGGACUCAGGGACCGACACCGGACCGACACCGGACCGACCGGGACUCCGGCGGACGUGAUUGAAGACAGCAUAAGCCUCGCAGGUAAAGGGUGGUGACGAUGAUGUCAGAGCAGCUGGAGCUCAGUGAUGAUGUAGGUGUCCUGCCCCCCCAUGAGGUGGAGCCCCCCAGGGAGGAGGAUGGACCCUGCCCCCUACCCUUCAGGCUGCAGCUGAUCGACGACUUGUCCUACGAAGACGUGAAGAAGUGUUACAGAGAAUCGACUGUCAGCAAAUACAACUCUCAGUACCACAAACUGUUCCAGGCGGUUCCUAAAGAAGAAGUCCUGAUGAAAGCGUAUUCCUGCGCUCUGCUCAGAGACAUCCUGCUGCAGGGGCGACUCUACAUCUCCAGGAACUGGCUGUGUUUCUACGCCAACCUGUUCGGCAAAGACAUCAAGGUGUGCAUCCCGGUGGUGUCGGUCCGGCUGGUGAAGAAGCACAAGACUGCGGGUCUGGUGCCGAACGGCCUCGCCAUCACCAUGGAUACAGGACAGAAGUACGUGUUUGUGUCCCUGCUGUCCCGAGACAGCGUCUACGACGUCCUCAGGAGGAUCUGCACCCACCUGCAGGUGAACGGGAAGAGUCUGAGUCUGAAGCAGUACCUGGAGGAGCCCAGCUCGCUGUCCAUGGACGAGUUUCCAGAGGUGCUGAAAUGGAGACGGAAACCGUCGCUUCCCGCCGUCUCCUCCUCUCUCCCCGAUUUGCUGGGAAACUCCACCCCCAGCCUCGCCACCACCACCACCUUCAGUGCUCACACGCUCACAGACUGCAGCCUGGAGACGGAGAAGAUCCUGCUGACAGAGCCGGUACCUGAACUGGGCCACGCAGAGUACCAGCUGCUCAGACUCUUCAUCCUGCUAGUCUUCCUGCUGGUCCUGUCGUCCUGCUAUCUGGCCUUCAGGGUUUGUCGUCUGGAGCAGCAGCUCAGCUUCCUGAGCAGCCAGCCGACGCUGAGAGAGAGGUGUGGAGAAGUGCCCUGCUGGCUAGCCAAUCAGAAGACAGGAACCUGAUCCUGCAGCCUGUCAGCGUGUGAGGAGAAAGGCUGCUUUUUAUAGCGUUAGCUGUUGGUGGUGGUGGAGAAGGCUCUCAGGAGGAGGAAGGAGCUUCAGCGGCUAACAUCUGACCCCUGCCAGCACCUGGUUAACAUAGAGAUGUUACAGUAGUCAACACACGCAGCAGACUAACCUUUGACCUCUGGGACAGAAAUGUCGGCGUGUGCAUUCCUGGUCAGUCAAAGGUCCCGAGAACUGAAAAUGUGUUGUGGGAUACCGCGCAGAAGUGUUCGACUGUUUUCCAUCACAUCACCAUCAAGGAGGCGUCUGAUUGGCCCACACAUCCAGCCUCGCCUCACCGUCAGCUGCUAGAAGCUGGAGAAAAGCCCAGAUCCAAGCAUCACGAUCGAGCUCAGACCCUCAUCACAGGACUCAGCCAUAAACUGUAUAUAAAAGACGGACACAGUUACUGUAACGUUUCCCGCCUCCAUGUUGGAGUUUUUAAAGCAGAGAUGCGCCCCCCUGAAUCCCUCCCCCCUCCCCGUGCCCCCUGACUCUGAACGUUGUGUUAAAUUAAACCUGAAAUCAGUGACUGAUGUUUGUGUUUCCUCAAGCCGACUGCCCCCUGCUGGUCAUUAGAAAGAAUGCAGGUGUGACGUCACAGGAUCUGCUGUCUUUUAUGUACAGUCUGUUGGCUCGUCACAUAGCUCAUGUGACCUGGGAAGACGUCGGGAUCCCGAGCUGGAGAAGGAGAGCUCAGGGGUGGACGAACAGCUUACAGUCGACCCGUCAGGUGACACCAGAUGAGUAGUUACACGUGUUAGGAAGGUUUCCUGCCAUUAAUCAUCUCCUCAGUGUUACUCAGCAUAGAAGCUCAGGAUUAAUAAACUCUCACAUCACUGCAGCAUUAAUGACAAAAGGUGUUCCUCAUUAUUUUCUAAUAUGCACACAAACAGUAUCUGACGGCUGGAGAACCUCGCUGCUCACCUUUGCAUUCAGAACUGCAGCGACUGAUUUCUCCUUUGAGACACAGCGACUGCACCAUGAUGACAUCACCAUGAUGACAUCACGCUGGAUUGCUGUGUUACAUUAGAGCUGUAGCAUCAAGAUUUGAAUGUUUUUCUUAUCAUGCAGAGAACCCGAAUCCAUCUUUGUUUAAUAGUAUUCGAUCAGGCUGAUUUGUUGUAUGAUGUAUGAUGAAUGUGCACAAAGAUCAGCCGCCAGAGGUGGACGUCUUUUUAAUAAAUCAUGUAAACAAGCUGAAUUUACUAUUAAAGCUGAUAUUUUCAAA
Messenger RNA from Haplochromis burtoni (Burton's mouthbrooder), 5966 nucleotides. Its product is annotated as GRAM domain-containing protein 2A. Gene Ontology annotation, cellular component: endoplasmic reticulum membrane; organelle membrane contact site; extrinsic component of cytoplasmic side of plasma membrane. The transcript has 15 exons. The record is from RefSeq and is a predicted model, not a curated record. Gene Ontology annotation, molecular function: phosphatidylinositol-4,5-bisphosphate binding. NCBI's taxonomy places the organism in Eukaryota, Metazoa, Chordata, Actinopteri, Cichliformes, Cichlidae. Bases 3743 to 4693 code for a protein of 316 amino acids. Gene Ontology annotation, biological process: regulation of store-operated calcium entry.